Messenger RNA from Danaus plexippus (monarch butterfly), 2413 nucleotides. Its product is annotated as pancreatic triacylglycerol lipase-like. Gene Ontology annotation, biological process: lipid metabolic process. The record is from RefSeq and is a predicted model, not a curated record. The transcript has 8 exons. The coding region runs from base 307 to 1431 and encodes 374 amino acids. Lineage: Eukaryota; Metazoa; Arthropoda; Insecta; Lepidoptera; Nymphalidae. Gene Ontology annotation, molecular function: lipase activity.
UCAUUGCUUUAAUAAUAUAAAUUAAUUAAUUAAUAAGGAUGGUAUGGAAAGUAUAUUUUUAAUGUAAUGUCUAAUAUUUCAGCCUACUGAUGGGGGAUCAUUCAAGUAAUAUGACAAAUAUGUUUCCAAACGUUAUGGAGGUCUGACUUGCGUGUGUGUGUGCGUGCGUGUGUGUCUAUGUUUGCUUGUGUGUGUUUUUAUUUUGUGCAGUUUUCGCUUCUUGCACUUGACAUAAAUAUAUAUCUGUAUUGCUGAAUUGUUCUCAAAAUGUUGAUUACUUGACGAGUGUAUUAAUUGGGCUUCGACAUGCGAGGUAUACUCUCCCUGGUCGUGUCUCAAAUAGCCAUGUUCAUGACGGCAGCCCAGAGUCUCCAGAACGGGACAAACGUCGUGGACUUCCUCGGCCGGGCGCUGCAGAAGGAGGUGCAGGCUGUGAAACAACCGAUUGACGAGAGCAUCGCUUUCAUUGGAUCCUCGCAGUGUAAACACGUGAAGAAGCUGCUGGGAGUGUCGUACGAACAACUUCAAGAGAGUGAACCGGACCUCAACGGACUCACCAUCGUUUAUAGAUCUAAGUUGGUGACAGCUAUAAUAAACAUGACGUAUGUGGUGGAGGCGCUCCAAGCUCGCUCGUCAGAGGGCGCGCAGGAGCUGGUGUUGUUCGCACACGGCUUCACUGACGACCCGAGUAAGGACAGCUUCGGGAACAUCAGCGAGGCUUACUUGGGUAACGGCCACUCGCGAGUGGUCGCCCUGGACGGCAGCUCCCUCAUCCGCUGGCUGUACUUGCGUGCGUCCACAUACGUCCGAUUCAUAGGGGAGAGAAUCGGUCACGUGCUGGCGGCUAUGGUCCAACAUGGCCAGGAUCCUAAGAAAAUUCACCUGGUGGGGCACAGUCUUGGAGCGCAUAUCGCCGGGUUCAUCGGGAAAACGUUCUACAACUUAACCGGGUCACGAAUCGGGCGGAUAACCGGUCUAGACCCGGCCGGGCCGUGCUUCACACAUGUGGACCCGGAUUUGAGACUCAAGGAAUCGGAUGCAGACUUCGUGGACGUCAUACACACCGACUCGGGAGUGUAUGGAAUUAAGGAGGCUGUCGGUCACGCCGAUUACUACCCCAAUGGUGGAUCCCAGCAGCCGUCUUGCGUGUUCCAGACGUGUUCUCACUCAUACGCUUGGAGGCUGUACGGAGCUUCCGUCACUAGACCGAGGGCAUUCCCAGCUGUUAAGUGUAACAGCUGGGAGGAAUUCAAGAAAGGGAGGUGUGGAAAUGAGAUCAGUUACAUGGGCCUCGCAGCCGAGCCGAGCGCUAGGGGUAAGUUCUACCUCCAGACCAGCGGCGACUACCCCUUCACCCUCGGCGAGGACGGACUCAAGUAUAAGAAUAACGACGGCAUCGUCAAGAAUAUACAAGACACGCUGUUUGGAUAGGUCAAUGACCUGCUCAUAAUGACAUGUGUGGCUUUAGUUGAAGUAUGGUAUAAAAAAAUGAUUUUUGACUAGAUCUGUUUAAGAUAAUUAUAACUUAUUUGUACAAAUAAUGAAGCGUAUUUAUGUCGUUGGAUCUUCAAGAUAUUUUGUAUUGUUGAGGAAAAAAUAAUUAUAAUUUCCUCAUAAAUUAUCCAUUUGUAAAAACAUUAUAUAGUUUGUAUAAUAAAUAAAGAGACAGAAAUGAAACAAAGCAUCUUUAUUGUAAUAUCUGUUCGUCAUAACUUCGUUAAAUAUAAAAUAAUACGGAAAGGGACUCUUACAAAAAUAAACAUCUUCAAUAAAUAUAGGGACGAGACGAGAGAGACACAGUAAACCAUAGACAUAGAGCUGGCGGUCUCUAAGGUGCUCUCGCGACUAACGCUAUCCUGAGAGACUUACAUAUAAAUAAAAUGUCACAUUAAUAUAAAAAAAGGGAAAAUAAUAUCCAUCUGAUUCACAAUCAGUAACAUUAACUUAAAACCUACAAAGUAAUUGUACAUCCGUCACACCGCACGCGCGGCGUCGGCCGAGAGGAUAGUGUGUUAGUUUGUGCUCAGUGCGAGCGCCGCCCGCUCAGUAUGACAUAUCAUCAAACAGACUACGCUGGCCUCAGCUUGGAAUGUCCGGUCGCGACGCCGCCGGUGUGCUGGAAAACUUAAUAAAUAUCAAACAUGUAGUUCCCAAGCGGUGCGCCGUGUCAUCGGUAAGCUUCGAUAUCUUAGAGAUUAUGGAAAUGCGUUCUGGCCUCGGGCGACACAAACACCGGCCGGGCCGCGCUGCCGAGCUGUCCGGCCCCGCCGCCCGAGACGCGCCGUACGACACUAACACGUCCUAAACACUAGAUAGCACCGAACCGGUGACAAAUAUUACAAACAGUUAGCAACGUGGCGUAAAUAUAUCACUAUAUACUAAGGUCCCGAUUGCACGACAAACCCAAUCGUAA